Messenger RNA from Lontra canadensis (Northern American river otter), 1796 nucleotides. RefSeq names its product EYA transcriptional coactivator and phosphatase 2 (gene EYA2). The transcript is spliced from 16 exons. Gene Ontology annotation, cellular component: nucleus. The record is from RefSeq and is a predicted model, not a curated record. Gene Ontology annotation, molecular function: protein tyrosine phosphatase activity. Gene Ontology annotation, biological process: positive regulation of DNA repair; cell differentiation; negative regulation of extrinsic apoptotic signaling pathway in absence of ligand. Lineage: Eukaryota; Metazoa; Chordata; Mammalia; Carnivora; Mustelidae. The coding region runs from base 112 to 1728 and encodes 538 amino acids.
CAGCGGCGGCGGAGGCAGAGCAGCACGGUGCCCGCCGCAGUCAGCCCGGCCGCGUCGGACCCGCGCCCGCCCGCGCCGGGGCGCCCUCUCCACUGCGCGCGGUACAAGGAAAUGCUAGAACUGGUGAUCUCACCCAGCCUCACUGUAAACCUCGAUCGUCCGGGUAAAGCGAAGCUUAACUGUGCGGAUACCGAUGUCUGGACUCUGAGUGACGUAGAAGGCAUCACCACAUCCGCCUCCCCGAGUGUGUCUCAGCUCUUCACAAGACCUUGCCCACACGUCCUGCCCAGCCAGCCUGCCACGGCCAUGGCAGCCUACGGCCAGACACAGUACAGUGCAGGGAUCCAGCAGGCUGCCCCCUACACCACCUAUCCACCCCCGGCACAAGCCUACGGAAUCCCUUCUUACAGCAUCAAGACAGAAGACAGCUUGAACCAUUCCCCCAGCCAGAGUGGAUUCCUCACCUACAGCUCCAGCUUCAGCACCCCACCCACUGGACAGAGCCCGUACACCUACCAGAUGCACGGCACGGCGGGGAUCUACCAAGGAGCAAAUGGCCUGACCAAUGCAGCUGGAUUCGGAAGUGUGCACCAGGACUAUCCUUCCUAUCCUGGCUUCCCCCAGAGCCAGUAUUCCCAGUAUUACAGCUCGUCCUACAGCCCUCCUUACGUCCCGGCCAGCAGCAUCUGCCCUUCUCCCCUCUCGACUUCCACCUACGUCCUCCAGGAGGCAUCUCACAGCGUCCCCAGCCAGAGUUCUGAGUUGCUUGGCGGUGAAUAUAACACGCACAACGGACCCUCCACGCCGGCAAAAGAGGGAGACAUGGACCGGCCGCCCCGGGCCUCCGACGGGAAGCUCCGAGGCCGCUCCAAGCGGAGCAGCGACCCCUCCCCAGCAGGGGACAGUGAGAUCGAGCGUGUGUUCGUGUGGGAUUUGGAUGAGACGAUAAUUAUUUUUCACUCCUUACUCACCGGGACUUUCGCGUCCAGAUAUGGGAAGGACACCACGACGUCGGUGCGCAUCGGCCUGAUGAUGGAAGAAAUGAUCUUCAACCUUGCAGAUACGCAUCUGUUCUUCAACGACCUGGAGGAUUGUGACCAGAUCCACGUUGACGACGUCUCAUCUGAUGACAACGGGCAAGACCUGAGCACGUACAACUUCUCCGCCGACGGCUUCCACAGCUCGGCCCCGGGAGCCAACAUGUGCCUGGGCUCCGGCGUCCACGGCGGCGUGGACUGGAUGAGGAAGCUGGCCUUCCGCUACCGGCGGGUGAAGGAGAUGUACAACACGUACAAGAACAACGUCGGUGGUUUGAUAGGAGCUCCCAAAAGAGAGACUUGGCUUCAGCUCCGAGCCGAGCUGGAAGCCUUGACCGACCUCUGGCUGACCCACUCUCUGAAGGCACUCAACCUCAUCAAUUCCCGGCCCAACUGUGUCAACGUGCUGGUCACUACCACGCAACUAAUCCCUGCCUUAGCCAAAGUCCUGCUGUAUGGACUGGGCUCCGUGUUUCCUAUUGAGAACAUCUACAGUGCAACCAAGACAGGGAAGGAGAGCUGUUUCGAGAGGAUAAUGCAGCGAUUUGGCAGAAAAGCCGUCUACAUUGUCAUCGGUGAUGGCGUGGAAGAGGAGCAGGGGGCGAAGAAGCACAACAUGCCCUUCUGGCGGAUAUCCUGCCACGCGGACCUGGAGGCGCUGCGGCACGCCCUGGAGCUGGAGUAUUUAUAGCGGAGCCGCCGCCCCGCCACCUGCCGUCGCCGGCGCAUCCCACGCACCCACCCACGCCCUCGCCGUCC